AUGCUGAAUUCGCUCGAGGCGCUUGCCGGCAAGAUUUCGCCCGGUUCGGGCAAGAACUCGCCAUCCGCACCGAACGGUGCUACGGGUGAGCUGCUCGACAGCAAUGGCAACAACAAGCUGCUGAGCGGGUACCAUCACCGGACCAAGCUGCCCUACCAGAAGCCCGGCCUCAGCAACAAUAAUAACAACUGCAAUGUGGUCAACAACACGCCGGCUGCGGCUGGAAUCGUUCCUGCGCCUGGUGGCGUUGCGCUCCCGGUUGGACUGCUCAGUCCGCAGGCUAUGGCCAUGCUUGGGGUCGGCACCAAUGGCGGAUCCGGAGGCAACACCAGCAGCCUUAGUGGCCAUGGUGUUUCCACUGCUGCAGCAGCCGUUGUGGCCGCCAUCGCGAAUACCGCCAACAGCCAUCGGACGGCAAAUGGGACCAGUGAAGCCAUGCUGGUGGACGACGUGCAGCUAAUGGGCGUAUCAUCGAAGGAAAAUGCCAUUAUGAACAUGAACAGCACCGCCAGCAUCAGCGCGAACGUCCCCAGCAUGAGCCUCAGCCCCGGAAGCAACAACAAUAACAAUCAUACCCUGAACAACAACAAUCCCAAGGUGAUAAACAACAACACGGCAACCGUGGCUGGCUCCGAUGUGGCCAGCAAGGCGUCACCGUGCCAAGACCAAGAGGAGGAGGUCGUAGGUGACCAGCCCGACCCGGACUACAUCAAGAUGUUCGUCGGGCAGGUUCCGCGUUCGAUGGACGAGCAGCAGCUGAAGGAGAUGUUCGAGGAGUUCGGGCGCGUCCAUCAGAUCAACGUGCUGCGGGACAAAACAUCCGGCCAGAGCAAGGGGUGCUGUUUUGUGACGUUUUACACGCGAAAGGCUGCCCUCAAGGCGCAGGACGCACUGCACAACAUCAAGACGCUCGUCGGGAUGCACCAUCCGAUCCAGAUGAAACCAGCCGACAGCGAGAAUCGAAAUGAACGCAAGCUGUUCGUCGGUAUGCUAAGUAAAAAGUAUAACGAGAACGAUGUUCGGCAGCUCUUUUCGGGUCAUGGAACCAUCGAAGAGUGUACGGUGUUGCGUGACCCGUCCGGGCAGAGUAAAGGCUGUGCUUUCGUAACAUUCGCUACCAAACAGGCUGCGAUUGGUGCAAUUAAGAAUCUACACCAGAGCAAAACGAUGGAAGGCUGCUCGGCGCCUCUAGUGGUAAAAUUCGCCGAUACGCAGAAGGAAAAGGAUGCCAAACGAAUGCAACAGAUGCAGACGAAUCUGUGGAGUAUGACGGGCAUCAAUCAACCGAUCACGCAGUCGGUAACGCCCCUGACCGCAUCCGCCCAUCCGAACCCACCGCAGCAGCAGACACCGUUUCUGGCGGCCGAUGCCAUCUCCCCACCGCUGACGUUGUUGCAGCAGCUGCAAGCCGUAGCGCAACAACAGCAUCUCCUGCAAGGACUAAGCGCUCAGACUGAUACGACCUCCGCCGCCGCCGCAAGCCUUCUCGCACCCAUCUCCCUGCAGAAUUUGGUGACACUAGCAGGAAUCACGCAACCCUCGCUGCAAACUGCCGCCGCAGCUGCCGCUCAGACACCAGCGACGGCCAUCAGCAAUGCAGCGACAUCUUUGUCCGGUCUGUUAGGGAAAACAGCAACGUCAGGGACUACCGGAGCAGACACAGCCAACAACCUGACUUCGUACGCCGCCUUACCGCAGUUUGGCGCAGCAGCAGCCACUGCAGCAGCAUUCACCCCGACGCCUUUAACCACACCGACGCUAGCACAAGCGGUGGCUGCCGCCGCAGGGAAGCAGAUUGAAGGUCCAGAAGGUUGCAAUCUGUUCAUUUACCAUCUACCGCAGGAAUUCACCGAUACCGAUUUGGCCUCCACAUUCUUUCCAUUCGGCAACGUCGUCUCGGCGAAGGUUUUCAUCGAUAAGCAAACAAAUCUAUCGAAGUGUUUCGGGUUUGUGUCGUUCGACAACGUUUCGGCGGCCCAGGCUGCCAUUCAGGCGAUGCAUGGGUUCCAGAUCGGCACCAAGCGGCUGAAGGUUCAGCUUAAACGCUCGAAAGAUGCCUCUAAACCUUACUAGGAUUUGGGGCAGUUGGCGGCGACAGCGAAUGCGCAACUGUUGAAGUGCUGCGCAGCUGCCGUUGCCGCCGCCACCAUCAUCGCAAGUGCAACAAUCAACCAUCGAACCAAUGUCUCCAGCGGAAACCACGGCAGUACCAGCAGUAGCAUCAGCUUUGUCACCACAAAGAACCUCAAACUUACCACCAAACCUAACGGGAGACCAUUAGGAGUCGUAAGUAAAUCGUGAGAAUAUACGAUUACGAAACGAUUCAGCAGCAAACAAAUGGGUUACUAACGGACUAGGCUGUAUUCUUCGACAUGGCCAGCAUUGGAAUAGAUCCUUGACAAAUCCAUACUGCAUAUACCCAAGCACCUUGAACAACACCGCAGUAAAUAUCGUGGAUAGAAGUCUCUAUUGUACCUAAUCGCACAGAUGCUACGAUUAAGAGAAAAGUGUGUUUCCCAGAUUGAGCUGUUAGAGUUAUUUCUCAUGUUUGUAUUUGAUUCGGUUGGUUUAUAAGUUUGUGGGUCGGUAUCAGCCAUAUUCGAUCGAAGUAAUUGUUCGAUUAUUCCGAAACAGCUAAAAUACCGUGAAUUGACAGUGCUGUAUUAAUUUAUAUCGUACGUAAAUGUGGUAAAAGAUAUACGAGAGUUUCCAAACGCAAAAAAGCAGAAGAUUUUGUGCAAAUUAUGCAAUCAACUUUUCGCUUAAAAACAAACGUAUGUUUAAUGCCUGGAGCAUGCUUGUGAUUUUGGGUGGCGUAAAAGAUUCAACUAAUUUUCUUGAAAUUUGGCCAUUUUUUGUUUACUUUUUUAUGUUGCAUUAUUCGAACUGCUAUAUUUUAUAACUUUACAUGUUUUCAUUUACGUUUUUGCCUUCAUCAUAUAUAGUUAAGUUUUGAAAUUAUUGCUUUUGAAUUUGAUGUUUACUUUCUUUGUUGUUUGAUUUUUUUUUGUUUUUCUUUGAAUGAUUUAGAGAUUUCAUAAACUAAACAACUUGCAUUCAUCAAGUUAUAGCUCACGAAAAUUUUCAUUUGAAACAUCCAAACUAUACCUAUAGUAAAAAGGAGGUAUAUUUAGUCACAGAACAAAAUACAUCGUUUCUUCUGACGAAAUACAUAACGUAUUGUUCUUGUUUCUGAGACUAUUCGUAUCCACUUCCUAACGAAGUGGCAUCAUACGUUUAUAUACAUCCACUUUAUACAAUAACAGAAACACUAUAUUUUAUGUGAUUUAAUUUCUUGAUUCUUUUGUCGAUUGAUCUUAUCAGUUCAUCUACAUUUUAGCCAUGAACAUUAUUCUAGAAGUUGAAACACGUUAUUGUUUAACAAACUUAAGUAUAUUGGAGUUUCUGACAGCGUUGGGAUUUCUUUAUUUCAUAUUCUUUAACAAUAUCUUAACUAAAACCAUGUUAUACGUUGCACAAUUUUUUUUGAAUCACAAAUGCGCACUAAAAUGAAAAGUAGUUCAACACUUGCAAAAAUAGAACCUUUUUGAUUAUAAAACAACGUGAGAAUAAAAAUGAGUUCAGCCAGACAGGAGCUAGCGAGCUUUAGCAGAGCAGGAUCCUCUUGUCAAUAUUUUCUUACCUUAAUAUAUGUUCCUAUUGUCAAUCCUUUGAAUAGUGGAUCAUAAUUAGAUGCGGAAAUUGAAUUUGAACGAGACAGUAGAGGCAUACGAUUCUCUAUAGCUGUGUUAAUGUAUCGAAAGAUCAACGUUUGUUCGAUGUUUUUUCCGUACUUACCGUUUUCGUAUCUGUAAACGUCAGUGGUUUGAUUGAUAUACGAAGUAACUGUAACCAUUGUAUCAGGAUAAUGCGGAGGAAUCAGACAGGCAUGGAUCAAGCUGCCCCCUCAGAGUACAGGGAGGUUCGCUUGGUAAACGAUCGACAUUUGUUUGGGAAAGUACUAAAAAAUCAGAGCGUUUUAUAUGUAAGAAGAUGAAUCACUAUGUUAUGCUGCGUAUUACAUGUGUAACUAUUUAUGUAUAAUCGAAUUAUAUGUCAUUUUUUCAUCCACUAGUUCGUUUCGUCGUAUCCACAUCAUGGUAGCAUACGGGAACAGUUCCGUUAUAUUGGUUUUCCAUUGCAAGCAUCGGUGCAAACAUUUGCUUCUAUUACCAUCCAUCAAUGGCCCUCCCACGCCUCAACUAUCUCGUGCUCGUUCGCUUAUGAUAUCCUAACCACCUGUCAAUCGAUUUCACCUAUCUGCACACAAAAAAAAAAGACAAAUUUCAUAUUUCAUUGCGCCAUGCUUAGUAAUUGUUAUAAUGUGAAUUUGCAAACUAAUUAAAUUGAUAAAGGUGCUUGGUAGUUCCUUUGUGUUUGCUAAGGAAAAGUAAAAUACCCGUUAUAUGCCAAUUAGGCAUCGAUCCAACUGCUUGAAUCGCUGUAUUAUGAGCCCAACUCAUGUUUCAAACCCCAUUGAAUCAAUCCACUGGAAUGUAGACAAUGGAAUGUGUAACGGCCGAGCGAGUUUCGACCAGAUGGUGCAUGUGACGAAUUUGUAUGGCUUUCAAGCCGUGAUUGUUUAUGGCGGCAUGUCAUUUGAUCCCUGAUCUACUACCUUUGCAAAAGGAUAUACAUAUUCAUCCAAACCAACAAGCGCGAGGUGUUUGAGGAUAGGGAAUCAUAAAUCCGACACUAUCCACGUACAGCAUGAAUUCUCACUAUAAUUAGCAAGAGUGAAGCUACUACCAUUCAUCGGCUACGGUGCCGUUGGGUGUUGGGAGAAGAGCAAGUUCACACAUAUCCGGUCAAUAUCAAUUUUCAUUAGCGCGGAAUUAGCGCUAUGUGAGUAAUGAAAUAUCUCGAUGUGGUAUGGUCCGCUGGAGGAGCUUCGUCGAUUUUGAAAGCAUCAAUAGUGUUUAUCUCACUUCGAGCGCACUGUUCUUCGUUUAAUCUUUGGACCCAAAAUGACCACUAUCCGUGAAAGCUGAAAUCAUGGCUUUUCAGUGCUGCGUUUACUCGUGAAAACGAAGGCACAGCGAAAACAAUGAUCCAACAGGCGAAGGAAAUUGAUACCAAAUAGGUGUGUCUAAGAAGAUAAACAAAGACGUGGCGAUGUGUGGGAUUGUGCUGCAGCUAGGAAAAGCACGUAAAGGCUGCAGAGAGGGUCAUAUGUAUGUAGCUUGGAGCGCCUGUGAACGCAUGUUGUGUACUGCAUCAAAGUUGUGGUGCGUGGGCGAGGUGCAAAUGGGAACAGUAGGCGACGAUAGUUACCUCUAAUUUAAACCCAUUGAUUAUGAUUAAUUAUUUAAUUAUGUAAAUCCAAUAAGCCACGCACGCGCGCGAACAUUGCUAUUCGCUCCUCGGAGCAUGAAAAUGAUGACAGUACACUGGGAGUCUUUCAUCAUUCCUCUCCCGAAUCCUUAUGUUCGCCCCAAACCAUCGAAGCGGUUCAUUAGGUGUUAAGUUUUGGCAUCACUUUCAAUUAGCCCCAUAGGUGGUGGAAUGCUGCGAUAGAAAUUUGAUACAUUUGAAUUAAAGGCUCCAUACUUCAAGGCGAGACUGAUUGUUUGUGCCGCACACCUUUGAACUACAGCAGCCUCAAAGUUCUUUGUUUAGAUGAAAGUUGGUGCAAUACAUACCCAACGUUACCAGCUACGUAAACUAGUUUGAUUGUUUCGAUUUACCUGGAAUGGGAAGGACUUUAAUUGUGCUCCAUCAUUACAGUCGAGAUCAAAAUCCAAAAUCCCGUCCGCUACUAGGCGAAAGUUAUCAAAUUACUCUUUUUUCGUUCCCUAUUUUGUGUCCGGAAAUUGGAACAACGAUUAGUAAUUGCAGUAAAAGACUCAAUACCCGUCACAGUCCGAAAGCUAAAGCGUGUGUCCGCAGUGUACUGCAAAACCAGCCCAAACUAAUGACUGAAUAAUAUUAAAAAGGGAAAAAAUACAACAAAGAACGCGUGUAACCAUGAAAUCAAUUUUUCAAUAAAUUGUUAACAGAGCUGUAUCGGUUGUAUGGCUGACGAGGAAACAAUGUACAUGUUAUAUGUAGGAUAAACCAAUUGAACGCAAUGAGCGAUGCACUACGGCAGACCGAGUUUCGAAGUUGCGUAGAGCAUACAUGAAAUUCAUCAUCAUAGGUCAUCUCGUUCAUUAUCUUAAUGUACAGUGUAUAUUUGCAGUCUCGUGCAAAACGUAACCGUAUGUGAAUCAUAGGCAGCACGGCAAGAAAACGGCAGAAACCAAAUCUUUUGUAUUAUUAUUAAACUCGUGAGUAAGGACAUUCAAAGCAGCAGUAGUGUUUUCGAAUACCACUAAUUUCAGGGUAGGUAUGUGGAAGAGCACGAAUUCGGUAGCCAAACAACACUAGUAAUAAUUUUAUCCGUCACCAUUUUGUAACCAUUUUCUUUACUUUGUUAAGUUUUUCGUAGCCUGCAAAUUUUCAUCGUCACCAGUUUUAUUUGCAUGCUUUCCGAUUCUCCUGUAAUCUGCUUGUAAUUGUUAGCUAGGUAGUUCGUAGUGUUCAGCCAAUAAUGCAGAAAUCCACUCUCGCGUGUCAUUCCCGAUAUUCGGUGCUUUGUAAUGUUUCCGCGGAUUAUUGUUUAGUGUGUCGAGGGAAAAGUGCGAGGUGCUGUAUACCGUGCUAGGUCCGCAAACGAUCAGAGGACUCUAACGGGAAAAGGAAUCUAACAAUAACGUGGAACAUAAGCAAACAAAAAACGACAGCUCGAAACGAAGCACAUUGGUAAUCGUGAGACUUCUGUAAAUGAUGUAGAGAUGUGAACAAAAUGUUGAGCUAUAUAUUCAAGGAUGCACGUGAUUAUAUGUAUAUUUGGUCCUUUGAUUUAAUGGUGUCGCUUUUUUCCCGUGUGAUUGUCAAUGCAUAGAAGUAUUGCAGUGAAAAAUGGACGCAAGUUUAUUAGUUGAUCAUGAUCAUGUAUAGAGUGUGUAAAAGGAUCAAAAAUGGAAAGUAGAGAAACUUUCCGCGUCAUGUAUUUCAAAAAGGAUGAAAUAUGUUUGCUGUAGGAAUCACACACACACACACACAUUCACGCAUACAAAGCGACACAAGAAAUACUAAAUGUGCCAGUUUAUAGGAAAAUGUAAAAUGAAAAGAAAAAAGUAUAAAAAGAUGCAUUCACCACAAAGCAAAGAAGCAACUGCAAAUGAAAAUUAAAUAAGGUGAGCAGAGUGUAAAUCAGAGUUGAGAAAAAGUGCGCACCUGAGGGAGGCGUAUAAAAAGAUGUGAAAAAGUCUAUUAGCAAAAACAGAAGCAAAAUUCGAUUUAAAAGAAACGAAAAAGAGAAAAGAAGAAAAACUUAACUAUAUAUUAUAUACACUAGGUACUUAUAUAUGAAUAUAUAUUAUAUACAACAGAAGAAGAUGAGAGGAAGAAAAUGUACACGAGAGGAAAGAGGAGUAAAGUGUCGUAGCUAUCGUUUCUUUUUGUAAGUACGACGUUUUCUGCGUGCAAUUCCCGCGUUUUUAGGCGAUGAGUAAAUUUUUUCCCCAAAGAAGCCGCCUUAGAAACAAGGGAACCGAGAGAAGAGCUUUUCUCUAGCGCCUGAAAUUAUGUUUUUUUGUAUCGCGGAUCACUUUUUAUAGCUUCGCCUAUGGCAGACAAAAUCACUUUCCUUCUUAUUUAUCGCACAAGCUCCCUUCGUGUCGUUUUGUUUGAUAAAAGAGUUCAAUAGUCUGUGCCUUUUUUGUACAACAACUGAGCCAAAUUCUCAAACCACCACAGCUAGCCAAAACAAAAAUUCAACCGGACAUAAACUAAUUCACAAUAGACGAACGCAUCUGCAAAUGUGUUUCUUUUCCUUAUUUGCCUCGCUUUUGUUUGAAUGUAGCGUUUCUAUGUCCAUGCUCAUUUUCGGAGCCUUUUCAAAGUUGAUCCGCCAGUUUCCCGCAAUCAGCGCCCCUUUUUAUCUUAGCGCAACGGCCAGGAAAGGGAAAAUCGUACCGCCUACUUUUUCCAUCAGCUGAUUCUUUGCUCCUUCUUCUUCAACUGCUUCUGUAUGGUUCUAUUAUUUGUUUACUUUGAAAUUUGAUAAGAAUAAACUUUUCCUUUCAUAAAAACUCGUGAAAUUACAAAA
Anopheles nili is the source of this 8095-nucleotide messenger RNA. Its product is annotated as CUGBP Elav-like family member 2. Gene Ontology annotation, biological process: mRNA splice site recognition; regulation of alternative mRNA splicing, via spliceosome. The transcript is spliced from 10 exons. The record is from RefSeq and is a predicted model, not a curated record. Gene Ontology annotation, cellular component: nucleus; ribonucleoprotein complex; cytoplasm. Gene Ontology annotation, molecular function: mRNA 3'-UTR binding. Bases 1 to 2073 code for a protein of 690 amino acids. Lineage: Eukaryota; Metazoa; Arthropoda; Insecta; Diptera; Culicidae.